Molecule: messenger RNA, 4722 nt
Organism: Rotaria sp. Silwood2
Lineage: Eukaryota; Metazoa; Rotifera; Eurotatoria; Philodinida; Philodinidae
Source: the annotation of a GenBank genome assembly
AUGAGUAAUCCAGCAGAAACCGUAAACUGGUUGUAUCAACAUGAAAACAUUGAGAAUGAUAUAUUAAAUAAAUUGAAAGAGCUACGCCAGCAGUAUCCUGAACAUUUUCGAAAACCGAUUCAUGUGUUAGCAACUGUUCAUGAUAAUAUGGAUGCUGAAUGGAAGCAACGGUUACAACAGGCAAAGGAACAGCGAAAUGGAGAAUAUUUUAUUAUCAUUCCUUAUAAAGUGUCUAAUAUUCAUUGGAUUGGAGUUUUAAUAAAAUUCAAGGCCGAUGGACAAGUUGAACGAGCUGAAUUUAUUGAUCCGUUUGGGACGUCUAAUUUAGACGUUAACAAGUUACAAAAGCAAUUUGCUGAUGUUUACCCAGGUAUCAUUUUACAAGCAAGAAACGUUCAAAAACAAGAUAAUAGAAAGAAAAAUGCAGAAUUAAUUAUUGGAAAUUUAUUAAAAGCAAUUGAAGAAUAUCAAUUGACAAAUAUCAAUGAUUCACAGGACAAAACAAUCGAAAACCCCGAAGGUAAUAAUGAAAAUAAUCAAUACUUAGUACAAACAUCGUCUAUGAAACUUCAGAAUCAAUCAAAAUCAUUAAUAGAAAUCCCCCAAGUAGAACAACAAAGUGGUAGUUGGAGCGAUGAGAAAUCUGUAAUAACAGAAGAAAGUCUAAGAAACAUGCAGAAGGAUUUUCGUUCAAUGCCAUCUUGUUCAGAAAAAUCCAUAAUUUGUUUAUUGUAUUAUCUUUCUUUAAAAUUAAUUAGUAAUCCAAUAGCUCUAGAUAAUAAUAUUGUACAAAAAGAAUUCGAAUAUUUGAAAGAACGAUUAAAGAUUGAAGAAUUAGAGUCUAAAGAAAUUCGAAAUUUACUUGAAGAGAUCUCUAUAAAUAUAAAGUACGAAAAUUGGAAACACAGUUUGAUUUCAAUGAAAAAAAUCUUCAAAAAAAUCAGUCCAUUGAAUAUACAUGAAUUAUUUCGACUUAUUAAGAAAGUCAACAAUACAGCACAUACAAUAAAAAAUAAGGAUAUUAUUUUUUUUCUCGGAGGAACUGGAUCAGGUAAAUCGACUACAAUUCAUUUUCUUGCAGGCUCAAAAAUGAUUGAAAAUAAAGUAGCAGGUUUAAAUCAUCUUUCACUUGUCGAAAUAAACAAUCCAGAUCUAAAAUAUAUAACAACUUCACCAUUUGCUAGAUCCGAAACUCGAUAUAUUACAUCUGUUAAAGUGAACUUUGAUGACGUAGGUGGAUUUACAAGCGAGAGUAUUAUCUUAUGUGAUAGUCCAGGAUUUGAAGAUACUAGCGGACCCGAAGUAGAUAUUGCCAAUGGAUUAGGUAUUGUUAAUGGUAUAAAAGGAUGUAAAAGUGUUAAACCAGUUGUGAUAAUAAGUUAUAAAAGCAUUGGAGAUAGAUUGCAAGGUCUGAAGGAUCUAAUGUAUGUACUAUCGGCAUUGAUUCCAGGAAUUCAAGAUCAGAUUGAAGCUUUCUCUUAUAUAUUUACAAAAUUUCCUGAAAAAGAACGAGAUACAAUUCAUGCAUUAAUAAAUGAUAUCAAUGAAAAUUUGAAAGAAGAAGAAAAAUCAGAUAGAAGUUUUACGAUUUUAUUGAAAGAUAUCCUAAAGAAAACACGAAAAUGUGCACGAGUCUUAGAUCCAAUUAAUGACAAGCCUGGAAAGAUCCUUGACGAGCUCGCAAAAUCUCCUGCUAUUCAUCAUCCGGAAGAAGUUUUUCAAUUUUCUAUCACAAAAAAAUCAAAAGCCAUUUUACGAGAACAAAUAACAAAACAUCAAUUGAAUAUUAGAUCUGCAACUGAGCGAUCAGAUUAUGAUUUUGUAAAGUAUAGACUUGAUCAAUUAAAACAUUUGAAUGAUCUAUUUAGUCAAGACUAUAUUGAACAAAUUUACAAUGAAUGUCUUCGAUAUAUAAGAAGACAUCUCUUCGAAGAGUAUGAAAAAGGUAUUUUAGCUAUGAAACGUUAUUUAAUGAAUCAGACAAGUUUGAAUGCCGAGGAUAUUCGACAAUAUCAAGCAUGCAUGUACCAUGCUAAAUUAGCAAAAGAAGUACGAGAAAAUCAUUUAGGAAUGGACGUCGUCGAUAGUACAGCAUUCAUUGAAAAUCUUAAGCAACAAUUAAAUAUGAUACUUAAAGAUUUAAAAGAAAAAGAUAUUGACGAUAUGUCAAUUAAAGUGAGUCUCGAUAAACUAAAGAUUGUUUCGAAUGUUUUUUCAGAUAUUGAUUCUAAGAAAUAUGAUGAUAUUUGUCAAUUUUUCAUUGAAAAACUUGAUUCUCUUGUUGAUUUAUUCAAAAUUUCAGUUUCAUCUAAUAAGUUUGAUCAAAGUGCUAUUCAUAUUACAAAAUUAUAUAGAGCAAUAACUGUCUUACAAGAUCAUUUAGAUCAAAAAGAGAUAAAAGUCAAAUAUAUGCAACUUAAAGAAUAUUUUCUGAAUUAUUUAAAUGACUCCGUAGGAAAAUUAAACCCUAUAUUUACUCAAAUGAAGUUAGAUAAAUAUGAUAUUGAUAGUCUAGAUAAAUGUGUAUGUAUGUUGGAAAAUGCAAAGAAUACAUUCGAUCUUCAUUCACACAUUUCCAAAGAAGAAAUUAAUAAAAUUUAUGAAAAUCUUUUAUUGAAUAUCUUGAUUUACUUUGAAAAAAUAGUAAAAAAAAUAAAUAUAGAACUCGAAAAUGAAAAUGCUUUUCAUUCAUUAGAACGAUUUCUCAUUGAAUUAGAUUCGAUUAGACAAAUUUCUACUAUAGAGUUAAAAACAACGAAAUCUUAUUCUAUUAUUUUGGAAAAAAUAAUUAGAUAUAUAUAUGAAGCUAGACGAGAUGUUGAGAAUUUAUUAAAAAUUCUAUUUCGACGAGAAGAAAAAGUUAAUUAUGAUAACCUUAGAAAAUCUUUGUUAAAUCUAAAACGUGUCGAAUGGAUAGAAAAAUAUCGAACUGGAAUAUAUUCAGAUGUAAUAAAUAAAGCUGAAGAACAAAUUAUUCAACACGUAAAACAACUGAAAGAUGCUGUUAUGGAAAUUAAAAUAGAUCUCGAGAAUCAUGAUCAAAUUGAACAUGUAUAUAAAUUAAUAUCACAAAUCAAUGCGAUAAAAUGUAUGGAGAAACUUGUUCCUGAUGUAAUUAGAGACAUAGAUGAAAUUAAUAGUUGGUUUAAAGGCGUCACAAAUAAUAUAUUUGUUAUUAUUAAAGAUACAUUUAAUAUAGAAAAAUGGAAAGAACAUAAAUAUCAAUCUUUAGAUUUUAAUAAACUUGAAAAAGGGCUUAAUUAUUUAGAUGCUUGUAAGAAAAUAUAUUUAUUAUUUAUGAGUAAUUGUAUAUGUGUUGUCAAUGAUUUGGAAGAAUUUAUAAGGUACUUUAGUAAUUAUGUUCAACAAGAAAUGAAAAGUUAUUUUAAAAGUAUAAUAUAUUAUCAAAACGAAAAUAAGAAAGAAAUAUUUGAGAAAGCUCAAAUAUUAUCAAGUCGUUUACAAGAAUUAUCUGAAAUUAAAACAAAAUAUUCUCGUGUUUUUUCUUGUUUUUCAAAUAAGAAAAUUAUUGAGCAAUGGCAAAACGAUUUAUGUCAUUAUUUAAUCGAACUAUCAGAUGAAAUGGAAAAAAUAACGAUCACAAAACAAAUUAAUAUUUUGAACAAUAAGCUAAUAAUCGUGAAAGCUCUAAGUACUUUAGAUAGAUUUUUGAAAGGCGAAAAAUUUAUUGAUAUUUACAAUAAAUAUCAAAAUAUAUUUUUCAUCGAAGUCAACGAUGCUCAUAAACAAAUAAUUGAUGCUAUUAGAAAUACUGAUUAUGAACGAGUUGCUUUUGAAAUUGUCACUUUACAUUCAUCAAAUGAAAUCGGAGAAUAUUUUUAUCAAAAAGCUAAACGAAUGAUUAAUAAUGGAUUAAAUGAUUUGAUGGAAGAAACCAAAACGCAAACGAUCAUGCUUGGAAAUAAUAUAGAAAUAAAAGGAAUAAAAUCUAUAGUAGAAAAUUUAAAACGAAUUUAUAGAGCACAAAAAUCUGUCUCAGAACAUCUUAAUGAACCAGCUGAAUUAGACAAAUGUGUCAUAGAUGUUAAAAAUUUUCUUGAAGAGCAAAUAAUACGCUUCCUAGAGGGUGUCAAAGCUCUCAUUAAUAUCAACGAUUUCUGUAAAGUAGAUGAAAAAUUAGAUUUAAUAACAGUUGUAUGUCAUUUAUUAGGAAAAUAUUGUACAGAAAAGGUUUUGAACUCUAUCAAAGAAGUGAAACAUAGUCAAUAUAUUGUUCUAUCAAAAGAUCUUGUUGAAAAGUAUUCAAAUAUGGAUAUUAGAGAUUAUUAUUUAAAUCCACCAACAGAUAUUUUUGCAAAAUUCGCACAAGUCAACCAUACAAAUCCAUUAUAUAAUGAGGCUUUAAUUAGAAUAAAAAAUAUCAUUGUAACUAAACUUAGAGAAGAAUUAAAACAAGCUAUAUUAGAAGAGCCUCCGAAUCUAGAAAACAAUCAUAUAAGAAGAUUUGAAUCGGCAGUUAAGUGCUUACCGGAAACGAUGAGAAUUGCUCUGGAAGUAGAAUUAAAACACUGUAAAGAUGAUAUUAAUCAAUUGAUUCAAGAUAAUAAUAAUAAAUUGAAUAUUAUUUUUCGAAGUGAAGAUUUAGAAAGUACCAAAACUAUGCUUGAAAAUUAUCAAAAUUUAAAAGGUAUGCAAUCUGUUGUUAACAAUAGACAAAAAAGAUUAAAUUUGUACAAGCUAUCUAUUAUGAAAAUACGUUAG